This is a messenger RNA of Ilex paraguariensis (yerba mate), 816 nucleotides long. The record is from the annotation of a GenBank genome assembly. NCBI's taxonomy places the organism in Eukaryota, Viridiplantae, Streptophyta, Magnoliopsida, Aquifoliales, Aquifoliaceae.
AUGAUUGGAAGUGUGAUCUCCCUCGCAUAUUUUCAAGAAAUGGAAGAGAAUUUUGGUGAGAUGGAUUGUGAAUUCAAGUCUGACUCAGUAGUGAUGAGGCUUCUUCGAUCUGCCAUGGAUAAAGCUCUUAGAAAAGUGCAUUCUAAAGAUGGGCUUAUUGAACGCUUAAGCGAGGGAUCAAAAUUUUAUGAAUUCGCUCUUGUUCAGAUGGAGAGUUGUUUGAAGAUGAUUCAAGAAGAGGCAGACAUUCCCGAAAGCAGCCGCGAAAAAUUAGACUCCGAUUUGAUGGAAAUCCAAGCCUUGCUUCGGGGACGCCUAGAGAAAAUGAAGCUUUCUAUCAAAGAAAUGGAUAAAGAGUUCAUGGAAAGACUAGAGAAUGAGUUAAAGCUUAGGCAAGCAUUGGAAUUCAAAGAAAGAGAAAUAGUUCAACUAUAUUCUACCCUUGAGGCUGAAAGAACAAAGAGAGAGGGCCUCCCUGAUUUUGUUCCAAGCAAUCAGGCAAGUGGGGAAGAAACUAAGGAAGGUGAUAUUGGUGAUUUGAAACAUUCUGUGGAUCAGCAGGUGUGGAAUAUUAAACAAAAACUCGAGGAUGAGCGUAUAAAUUUAACAAGUGGGGUGAGGAAGAUGGAUCAUGGGCAUUCCAGUUUGGUUGAUCUUGAGCUUGAUUCAGAACUAUUGGAUGAGGAACGAAACCAGUGCACCUGGUUGAAAGAAGCUGAGUUUUAUGACAUCAACGUCCCAGCUUAUUCUCUGAGGCCCGAACAGAAUAUAGUCAUCGAACAGAUGAGUUCAGANCACCUGGUUGAAAGAAGCUGA